AUGUUAAACAAAAAAUCUUCGGCGACUGCAUCAAACAAGAAAAAUCCUUCAGAACGUAUCAAAAAAACCAUAAAGUCAAUUGUAACAUCAAAAGAUAUUAAAAAAAAUGAUACGGAUACUAAAAAUAAAAAUAUUACAUCAAUAUUAAAUACUAACAAACGAUUAGAAACAAAUCCUGAUGUUAUAACUUCUGAUGUCGAACCAAAAGGAUUGACUAAACAAAGUGGUUCAAAUGAAUCUAAUAAAAAUAAAAAAAUUAUGACUGGCAAACCUUCCAUUGAUAAACCUUCAAAGAUGUUAUCGAAAGUAGAUGAAUUAAAAAAUAAUUCUGGUUCAGUUAAACGAGUUCAAACUACCGACACUAAAAAAGGACUUUCAUCUGCUGCUUCGAAUGCUGAAACUAAAAAUCUUGUUGACGUUAGUAAACGUCGUAUGUCUUCAGCUGCACGUUCGGAAACAUCUGAGAUUAAUGGUAAACGGUCUUCGAAUUUUUCUUCGCGACCAUCAACACCAGAUAUUGUUAAGAAAUUGCCUUCAAAAAUAAAUCUAAAUCCUUCACGACCAACUACACCGGAACUUUCAAAAAAACAACCUCUUUCCAAAAUAAAUCAACAUCCUUCACGACCAACUACACCGGAACUUACAAAAAAACAAUCACUUUCCAAAAUAAAUCAACGUCCUACGCCAGAGCUUACAAGACGGUCCACAAUCACUUCGACACCAGAUAUUACAAAACGAACAUCUUCACGUUCUACAUCUCCUGAACUCACAAAAACCGCUAAAAGGCCAACAUCAAUGGUAUCAAAUACGAAUUCAAGACCUGCUUCACCAGAACUCACCAAAACUAUGAAAAGACCUACUUCUUUUAUGUCAGUUACGAAUUCAAGACCUGUUUCACCAGACCUCACCAAAACUACGAAAAGACCUACUUCUUUUAUGUCAGUUACGAAUUCAAGACCUGCUUCACCAGAACUCACCAAAACUACGAAAAGACCUACUUCUUUUAUGUCAGUUACGAAUUCCCGACCUGCAGUACCUGAAGUUAGAGCUAAACAAAAUCGUUCUACACAACAAAAUGAAUCUUCAAAUCUUAUUAUUAAAUCAAAACAAUCAUCUCAACAAAUUCCAUCAACAACAGAAGUCAUUAGAAAGCGAAGUGUAUCUGUUUUAUCUACCAAAUCUUCAGGACCAUCUUCAAGACAAUCUUCAAGACCAUCUUCAAGACAAUCUUCAAGACCAUCUUCAAGAUCAUCUUCAAGAUCACCUUCACCAGAAAUUACAAAGUUACCUGAAACUCAAUUAAUAUUAGGAAAAUCGAGUACUCUCGAACCUUCAAAGCCAUCGGUACCUGAAAUCACAAAAUCAUCAACAACAGAGACUAUAAGAAAACGUAGUAAUUCCGUAAUAACAUCGAAUUCUUUAAGACCGUCCACUCCUGAAAUUACAAAAUCAACAACAACCGAGACUAUAAGGAAACGUAGUAAUUCCGUAAUAACAUCGAAUUCUUUAAGACCGUCCACUCCUGAAAUUACAAAAUCAUCAACAACAGAGACUAUAAGGAAACGUAGUAAUUCUGUAAUAACAUCGAAUUCUUUGAGACCAUCAAUGUCAGAAAUUACAAAAUUACCAGGAUUAAAUGGUCGUAAACGAUCAAAUUCUAGUACACAAGUAUCAUUUUCUACCACAUUCCGUCCAACAAACAUUAAUAAUUCAAAUAUAAAUUCUCAAAUUAAAAAGAAAAGAAUAUCAUUUACACCAUUAACAACAACUUCACAAAUAUCUGAUGAUUUAAAAUCUUCAAUAUCAUCUGAAAUUUCAAUUGAAAUUAAUGAUAAGUCAAUUAUUUCAAAUGAUUUAAUAUCAGUAUUAUCUGAAAUUAAACAAGAUUCUGAGCCGAAUAAAACUUGUAUUUCAACUCUAGAUUCAUUAGAUAAUCAAAUUCUAAAUUCAUUAGAUAAUCAGACUUUAGAUUCAUUAAAUAAUUCGACUUUAACUUUAGAUUCAUUAAAUAGUUCAACGGUCAUAGAUUUAACUUCUUUAGAGAAUACAAACGAUAGAAUAUGUAAUAAUUCAAUCAAUCUGGAUGAUAAGAUUGAAAACAAAUCAAAAGAUGAAUCGAAUAAUAAUAUUGAAGAUGAAUCAAAAGAUGAUUCAAUUAAUCCAGAUGAGAAUAUCAAAAACGAAUCAAAAGAUGAUUCUUCUGAAGAAGUUAUAAAUGAAACGAAAUUAAAUGCCGUUAUGAUAGUAAAUAGUAUGAUGGAGAAAGUAAAAACAAUUAAGAAUGUUAUCGAAGUUAAUGGAACUAAAUUACCUGUAAUAGUAGAGCAAGAUUUUGAAAAUUCAGUUGAAGAGAUUAUCAAUCUAAAUAAUCAAUUCGACCAAAUAACAUUUUUGCCAACAGAAACAAAUAAUUUAAGUAACAAGAAACAUGAUGAAUCUACAGACAGAUUGGAUUGUGAAAAGACACGUGUCUUAGAGAUAAAAGAAUGCGCCACAAAGAGGCAACAAGUUUUUUCAAAUAUAAAUUUUUCGGGCAAUCAUAAUAAUACAUUAAAAAACAAUUUAGAUGUAAUGCAAAGUAAUAUAAAUUCAAAUUAUAAUAAUAAUCAAGGACGUGUUCUUGAAUUAUAUUAUUCUUCCGAGCCCGCUAUUAUUGAACAUAGGAUAAUACCAACAGAACCGUAUAAAAAAUAUGUUGGAUCAUAUGGUACAACACCACAAGAUAUACAUUUCACAAACUACGAGACACAAGAUAUUAUAAUGCAUAUUGAUGAAAAAAGAAUUAUGCAACAACAAAAUUUUUUAGAAUCUUCGGAAAUAGUAUUUAAUGAAAAUACAAGUUUAGAAAGUCUUUUAAAUUCUGUUGACUCAGUAUCAUCGUUAAUUACUACAUGUGAAGAAACAAUUCAACCAUCUAAUAAUAUUGUUACAAAAGAAGAACAACAAUAUUAUGAUGUUUCGAUUAACGAAGAUGAGAAUUUGGAUGCAAAGUACAAAAUGAAGAAGCCAUCUUAUGGCACAUUUCUUGAUUUAUAUUCCUAUUCGAACUCUGGUAAACCUGUUCAUGAUCCAUUAUUGUCCAAAGAUGAAAAAUCAAUGUUUUCACCAGUGUGUUGUCCUAUUUGUUGA
Molecule: messenger RNA, 3129 nt
Organism: Scutellospora calospora
Lineage: Eukaryota; Fungi; Glomeromycota; Glomeromycetes; Diversisporales; Gigasporaceae
Source: the annotation of a GenBank genome assembly